Molecule: messenger RNA, 3896 nt
Organism: Physeter macrocephalus (sperm whale)
Lineage: Eukaryota; Metazoa; Chordata; Mammalia; Artiodactyla; Physeteridae
Gene: CCDC92
Product: coiled-coil domain containing 92
Exons: 4
Coding region: 2320-3273 (317 amino acids)
Cellular component (GO): centriole
Source: RefSeq, a predicted model, not a curated record
UACUUAUUUAAAUCAAAUUUGUUACAAAUAAAAUUUAAUACCAAACUGUGAUGGGACUGGGGUGCCUGCUGAGGCCACAUUUCCACUCCCCUCCCAGCCCCCCAUGGUAGAUCAUAGAACACAUAUUUAUUUCUGGUUUCGGGGACACCUCCUUUUGCACCAUCAGUGCCGGAUGAAACGGGUUUGCAGUUUUAGUAUAGCAUGGUUUCUUUGUGCAAGGCGUGCCUGUAAGUUACGCCAGAAGCUCGUGGAAGCAAAGGCUCUUCAGCCCUGAAGGCCUCAAGCUCCCCUGGUGCGGCACCCACGCUGGACAGCCCGGCGCUGGGGCCACUGGGUUAGCAGGUGCUGGCGGUGGGCCUCCUGGGUGCCAGGCACCGUGCAAGGGCCUGGGGUACAGCGGUGACCGAGCCUGCAGUCUGCGCGUGGAGCCGGGAGACCGUUAACUAGUUGUGGGCAGGCCGUGAAGGCUUAAGAGUGCGUGACCUCACCCAGCCUGGGGGCCAGGGCUUCCGGGAGGAAGCGAACUUGGGCCGAGAAGUAACGGACACGCAGACGUCGGCUCAUGGGAACGGUGGGCCCAAGGGAGGACCCGAGAGGAGCACUCGGGGCAGAGGAGCCCAAGACAAGGCCCCGGGGUGCGGAGGCGAGGCCCAGCCAAGGCCCUGGAGGCUCACCGAGCAGCUGAGCACAGAGGGCGCAGGGCCAGGCCUGGGCCCACGUGGACCAGCCCCACUCAGAGCCGUGGGAACCCCCGAAGAUUCUGUGAAGAUCACUCUGCUACGAUGUGGGGACGGAAUCGAGGCGGCGAGAGAAGACAGGGGAGGACUCCGCGGCGAUUCAGCAGAGGGUGGUGUGGCUCAGGUGCAGAGACGGAGAAAAGCAAGUGGACUUGAGAACCGUUUUCCAAGUAGGGUCACCAAGACGCAGCGGUGGACGCUCCAGGCCGCUGGGCGGCGAGGGGGCGACUGUACACCCGGCUCAUUCUUUACCCUUCCAGACCCACCAAGUUCUGGAUCAAAUGUAAAUUGUUCUUUCUCGUCAAUGGCAAACCCCUAAAACACAGGCUCUGCUUUUUCCAUUAGCCACCAGGAGCGCAGAUUUGGGUCUGUCCUUUUAAAGAGGAGAACAAGGCAUCUCCUCUGGCGUUGCCACCUGCGAAGCCCAUCGUAGUGCGCCUAGGAGUUGACGUUCCCGGUGAGACAAGGGAAUUGAUGCCAGAGUGACCGACUCAGGUUUGCUGAACAGAAGUAAACGUGGGCAUCUCUACCAGAAGCUCCAGAAGCGGUCCUGCAUUUGCCUCCGUUUGAUGUCGAUCGAGGCUGUCCAGCUUUCGGACACUGCAGCCCUUCACGGCUCACGCCCCGGACUUGCCUUGCUCCGGGCUGGCUCCUUUGUUAGGCCAGCGUCCUCCUCCCAAGGCCACGUGCUGACCACACAGGGUCGGGAUCUCAGGCACCGUGGGGCUCCAGUGAGAAUUAGUGUCUGGCCCGGCGGCCCCAUACAAGGAACUUACGGCUACAGCAGGGAGACGAUUCCAGGGGCGGAAACCUUCCUCGCUCCUGUGGAAAGGCUGCUCUCAGCUCCCCCGAGGAAAGCUCUGGUGGAUGGAAACUCAGCUCUGGCAUGGCCUGCAGCCAGAUUUUAGGUAGAGCUCAAGGCCUGGGGAAAUCUGAUCUUCCUUCCAUAGAAAUGAUCCUGUAUUUCCUCAACCAGUCCCCUCUUGCUGGAUUUUGAGUUGUUGCCGGUCUUUUCCGACUGUCAACUGCACUGUAAUGACCGUGCUCCUAGCUACGUCUUCUCACACAGAGGUCAUUAUUUCCCUCUGGUGGAUUGCUAGAAAUGGAACCGCUAAGUCAGAGGGAAGAUAAUUCUAAGGCUCCAGAUACACUUUGCCAGAUCGCCUCCUGUAAUAAGGCGCAGUGAACACUCCCACCCCAAACUGCGCUUUCUGUUUCUUCUCAGUCACAGCUGUCUCUCGCCAGCUUCUCCCCUGACAGGCGUGUCCCUUCCAGGACGUGUCCGUGUGCACCCUUCGCCCAGGCUUUGUCUGGCACAUUCUCUGUCCUUCUCUGCACUCCUUCACUUUCCUUUCCUCCUUCAGCCUCCUCGUGUGAAUGAAAACGCGUGUCCUGGGUUCCAGGUACGCGCCGUUCUUAGCGCCAGAGCUGGGGUGUAAAUAUCUGUAAGCUGCGGGGCUUACGGACGACAGAGAGUGCUUGGUGUCGCCCGGCGUGUUGCCACCUCCAGAGAGGACCCUCGUGCCACCCUGCCACACAGCCGCCCACCGGAAGCCCUCUGAGAGGUCAUCUGGAUGUCAGCAUGGCAACCACAAACCUGGAGAACCAGUUGCAGAGCGCGCAGAAGAACCUCUUGUUCCUCCAGCGGGAACACGCCAGCACGCUCCAGGGGCUGCACGCUGAGAUCAGGCGGCUGCAGCAGCACUGCACAGAUUUAACGUAUGAGCUGACACUUAAAAGUUCGGAUCAGACAGGAGACGACGGAUCUUCUAGAAGCAGCGAACUCAAGAAAAGAUGUGAAGACCUGGAGGCCCAGCUGGCACUGAAGGAGGACGAGAAGAGCGAGCUGCUGAAGGAGCUGGAGCAGAAAAACGCGAUGCUCGCCGUGCUCGAGAGCACCACCAGGGGGCGCGAGAGGAAGUACCUGGAGGAGCUGAAGGUGAAGAGCCACAAGCUGGGCGCGCUGAGCAGCGAGCUGGAGCAGCGCGCCGGCACCGUCGCCUACCUGACGUCGCAGCUGCACGCCGCCAAGAGGAAGCUCCUGAGCUCCGGCGGCGCCUCGGACGCCAGCCCGGCCGCCAGCCCCGCGCUGGCCGGCUACAAGCCGGCCCCGCCCAAGGACAGGCUGCCCGAGACGCCCCGGCGCCGCAUGAAGAAGAGCCUCUCGGCCCCGCUGCACCCGGAGUUCGAGGAGGUCUACAGAUUCGGGGCCGAGAGCCGGAAGCUGCUGCUGCGGGAGCCGGUGGACGCCAUGCCCGACCCCACCCCGUUCCUGCUGGCCAGGGAGUCGGCCGAGGUCCACCUCGUCAAGGAGCGGCCCCUCGUCAUCCCGCCCAUCGCCUCGGACCGCGGCGCCGGCGAGCAGCCCGGCCCCGGCCGCGAGAAGCCGCACGGGGCGCACGUGGGCGUGGCGCACCGCAUCCCCCACGUGAGCCCGGCGCAGGCCGCGCCCGCGGUGGAGACGCUGGCGGUGGACCAGGUGCACGGCGGCGGCAAGGCGGCGAGGAAGCACUCAGGGACGGACAGAACUGUGUGAGGCCCGCGGCCCUGCGGCGCGCUCGAGGCACUGUGAUCACUACUAGGAAAAACUCGGCCGCGCCGCCUCUUCUCUUUGCGUUGUAAAUUCCACGCAUGCCAAAUCUUUUCCACGCCUGUCGGCACACCGUUCUCCCCCUGCCCCCCGGCCCUCUGACUGACGCCCAGACACGCCCGUGGCCCUGCUGCAGAAUCCGUAUUUACUCAUCGCGCGGCCGAACACCUGUGCGCCGACUCGCUCGCUUCCAGCCCCGCUGCGCGGAACCUCGGCGCGCUCGCGGACACAGCACGGGCCGCAGGCUGCGUCGCUGCUCGACGUUAACGACACCAGAUAGUCACACGCCUCAUUAUAAAGUCGGAGCAACACACGACGACCUUGACCUCGCCCCUCCCGUUUCCAGGGCGGCCUGUCCGGAGCAGCCCUGCUCCCUCCGGGAGACCCCGUAACCCCCCGACACAGCCUCCCCCGGGGGCGGCACGGGUCACCGAGCACAUGUAUGCUAAGUCACGGGAACUAAAUAAGAUGACGUCACUCCACAGCACCACGACCUGAAUGUGUGUUGUUUUCUGUUAGUUUCAUCCAAAAUGUUCACGAUCCCAACAAACUUUAUUUUCUAAACCUGC